Messenger RNA from Penicillium macrosclerotiorum, 1620 nucleotides. RefSeq lists its product as uncharacterized. NCBI's taxonomy places the organism in Eukaryota, Fungi, Ascomycota, Eurotiomycetes, Eurotiales, Aspergillaceae. The record is from RefSeq and is a predicted model, not a curated record. The coding region runs from base 1 to 1620 and encodes 539 amino acids. The transcript is spliced from 2 exons.
AUGCGAACGUUGAAAGACUUCUUUCAUCGGCCGUCCUUUUCCAAGGUUCAUCUCAUCUCCGGAUCAGAAACUGAAGGGCAAGAACAUGUCCCCACGAAUGACUCAGGAAACGCAUCCUCUCCGCUCUCUGAGCCUCUGACUUUCUUCGAUCACAAUGGAUCCGAGCCAGACACGAGAGAUCCCACAGACACGCAAGGAGAACGAUGCCUCUCACCACUGGGGGAUGGAGGAAAAUCGGGAAUUUGUAUGUCUGAGCAGAUCGUGUCCCAUGCCGAAUCAGCAGCUCCGUCGUCUUCGGUUGGGAGUCUCCAUGCCUCCCAGCGCAUUUUAAAGGAUGGAAAGGAAGUAGUUAUCAGUUCGGACGGAGAGGAUACCGACUCCGUUUCCUCCCUCGAUGACCCCUCUAUGCUCUUUGCUCCCAACCCUCGUGGCAAAAACAACAGCAAAGCGCAACCUGCAAAGCCAGACCAGGCACUUUUGGCACGCCUCUCCGCGCCGAAGAAAUACAAGAACACACUUGAUUCGUUAGUUAAUGCGGCGGUGGACGACAAUGAAACCGAGGCAAAUGUCGCCAAGUUCAGAGCCACUUUUGCCCAAUCCCACCACGGAGGCAAUCAGUCGGUGGCAGGUCCAGACGCGAGAAACCAGAAUGCCCUGAAUGAGCGCAUGUUAACGUCUGCAUUGGGAGAGCAUGACGAAGGACCUGGUCUAAAACGCUUGAUCGAGGCUGUCCGAAGAACUGAGGCCCUUGACCAAGAUCGAGCCUGGCGGUUCCUGGAUCUGAAGCAGAUGACUACAGCCGCGCCCAUAUUCCCAAAACAUCUCUUUCCUCCCGGAUCUCGGCUGGCGGCACUGCGAGGUGAGAUUCUGCGGUUUAAAUAUUUUCAGAUCUCCAAGCUGACUACCGGACAGAACCUGAUAGCCGCACACGCAUGUUUCAGUCUGCAUGGAAUCUGCACGACUGCUUUUGAAACAAUCAAAACUGCUCAGUUCCAGAGUCGCAUGCUGCAAUUCCUGUUACCUACGUCGCCUUGGACUUCGCUAGCACGAUACCGACUUGCAGCUGCCUUCCUGCUGCAAGAUCCAACACCGCUCUCUGAACCCCCUGAGCAGGUCCUUGACUUAUCACGUGUUACUUUUUGCUUGAUGCGUGACAAGCGAUUCCUGAUAAAGCAACACAAAGGAGCCAAUGAAUAUGACUACGGCGAACUCAUCGCAUUGACCAUGCUCCUGGACAUUAUCAUCAAUUCGGCUCUCCGUGAUCUACAACAUGAUAGUCCAGAUGCGGAGAAGGAGUUCAACAACACUGUCGAUAGGCUGGCCACUCAACUGAAAAACAUAUUUACUACGAUUGAGUCCACCGGGGCAUCCCAUCUCAAACGGAUGGUAGCCAAAGAUGCUCUAGAGGCAUUGCACCAUCGAGUCGUAUUUUCGGUCCGCUCUAAGCCACCACCUAAGAAGAGCUUUUUCGAGACAUUCGCCGACAGGCGAAACAGCACGAUCUCUAGCCACUUCAAAGUCCGAGCCGUUAUUGACACUACGCACGAUGAUACUACCACUAUAACCGCAGAUGGCGAAGGUACACUAAUACCGAUUCGGGGGCACGCUCCCUUUUCAUAA